AAAUUAAUGUAAGAACAAGCAAAAAUACAAUUCAGCUUUCUUUUCUUUUUCAUAAACAACUCAGUCUCUUCCCUCUGCAUCUCUCUAUAUUCUCACAAAUGUGGUAGUUUUGGAGAGAGACAGAAGCUUCUUUUUUGCAAAUAUAGACACAAAAUACACACACCCAUGUGUGUAAAUGAUGGAAAGGACUGAACUUUACCAUUUGCAGUGAACAAGAAGCUGAAAUGAACAAGACCCUUGUGAGAAUACUCUGUGUUUGAGAAAGGGACGAAGAAGAAGAAUAGAGUAGACAAAACACAUUUUUGGUGUGUCGAUGGGCAUGAAGAUGCAAGGCCAUCAUAUGGUGGCUGUGAGGUUGAAUGAUCCAUUUGGGACCAAAAGAAAGUACACAUUUGUCAACAGAGUAUGGCUGCCCAAGAUAUUAUUUCUCUGGAUUAUGAUUAUGGUUUUCGCUAGUAGAGUAAUAUAUGAUAGGAUGGAUGCUGAAAACAAAGAAAGAAGGAAAGAAGUUCUUGUGAGCAUGUGUGAUCAAAGGGCUAGAAUGCUGCAAGAUCAAUUCAAUGUCAGUGUUAAUCAUGUUCAUGCACUGGCAGUGUUGGUAUCAACUUUUCACUACUAUAAAUUUCCGUCCGCGAUUGAUCAGGAAACUUUUGCCGAAUACACGGCUAGGACAGCGUUUGAAAGGCCAUUGUUGAGUGGUGUUGCAUAUGCACAAAGGGUUGUGAAUUCAGAACGGGAGGACUUUGAGAAGCAACAUGGAUGGACAAUAAGGACAAUGGAGAGAGAGCCUUCACCAUAUCGGGAUGAGUAUGCCCCUGUGAUAUUCUCUCAAGAAACAGUCUCCUAUAUUGAAUCACUUGAUAUGAUGUCAGGAGAGGAGGACCGCGAAAACAUAUUGAGGGCUAGGUCUACUGGGAAAGCAGUUCUUACAAGUCCAUUUCGGUUGUUGGGUUCUCAUCAUCUUGGGGUUGUGUUAACCUUCCCUGUAUACAAAUUCAAGCUUGCUCCAAAUCCUUCAGUGGAACAACGCAUCGAAGCAACAGCAGGAUACCUUGGUGGAGCUUUUGAUGUUGAGUCACUGGUUGAAAAUUUACUAGGCCAACUUUCUGGGAAUCAAGCAAUUGUCGUUAAUGUAUAUGACAUUACUAAUCCUUCUGACCCCCUUAUUAUGUAUGGACGUGAACAUCAAGAUUUUGACAUUUCCCUUGAGCGUGUAAGCAUGCUUGAUUUUGGAGAUCCGUUCCGGAGACACCAAAUGAUAUGCCGAUAUCUUCAGAAGGCUCCAACAGCAUGGACAGCAAUCACUACUGCAUCCCUAAUCUUUGUAAUUGGCUUACUUGUUGGCUAUAUGAUAUAUGGUGCAGCGCUUCACAUUGUGAAAGUUGAGGAUGAUUUUCACCAAAUGCAGAAACUAAAAGUGCGUGCAGAAGCCGCUGAUGUUGCCAAAUCCCAGUUCCUAGCUACUGUUUCACAUGAAAUCAGAACUCCAAUGAAUGGCAUCCUUGGGAUGCUUGCAUUGCUCCUUGAUACAGAUUUGAGCUCAACACAAAGGGAUUAUGGUCAAACAGCUCAGGCAUGUGGGAAGGCACUGAUAACUUUGAUAAAUGAAGUCCUUGACAGGGCAAAAAUUGAAGCUGGAAAGUUAGAGCUGGAAGUAGUCCCAUUUGACCUUCGAUCCAUACUAGAUGAUGUGCUCUCUUUAUUCUCUGAAAAAUCUAGGCACAAAGGUGUUGAGCUAGCUGUGUUUGUAUCUGAUAAAGUUCCCAAAGUAGUUGUGGGAGAUCCAAGAAGAUUCCACCAGGUGAUCACAAAUCUUGUGGGAAAUUCUAUCAAGUUCACAGAAAAAGGACAUAUAUUAGUCCAAGUUCACCUUGCUGACCAUGCACAAGUUGUCUUGGGGGCAAGUUCUGACGCCACCUUCAAUGGAUGGUCCAAAGGUGCAGCUUUAUCAAGCGUUGGUAGCCAAUUUAGAACUUUGAGUGGUCAUGAAGCUGCUGAUAAUAAGAAUAGUUGGGAUACACUUCAAAAAUUGACUGCUGAUGAAUUUCUGUCUAAUACUUCCAACAAUGUCACUGGUCCUGACGAAUCAUUUCAAAAUGUCACAUUGAUGGUAUCUGUUGAGGAUACAGGGAUAGGGAUUCCGUUACGUGCACAAGAGAGGGUGUUCAUGCCAUUUAUGCAGGCAGACAGUUCAACUUCUCGAAAUUAUGGGGGAACUGGUAUUGGAUUGAGUAUUAGCAAGUGCCUAGUUGAGUUGAUGGGUGGUCAGAUAAACUUUAAUAGUAGUCCACAAAUUGGAAGUACAUUUUCAUUUACUGCCGUCUUUAAAAGGUGCCACAAAAUUGCAACUGGUGAUUUAAAAAAGUCUCUGGCAGGUGAUCUCUCUGUGGCAUUUGUAGGACUGAAAGCAAUUUUAGUUGAUGAGAGACCAAUUAGAGCUGCUAUAACAAAAUAUCAUUUAAAAAGGCUUGGUAUUCUUGUGGAAAGUGUCGAUAACAUCCGGUUAGCAGCUACAAUAUCUGGGAAAAAUGUUUCACAACCAGACAUGAUUCUGGUUGAGAAGGAUUCCUGGUUAUCUACUGAAGAUGGUGGGUCAAAUCUACGAUUAUCAGAAUGCAAGCAAGAUGGACAGAAGAACUUAUCAAAGAUGAUCCUUCUUGCAACUAAUAUCACCAGCUCCGAGUCUGACAAAGCAAAGGCAGCAGGUUUUGCAGAUACUGUGAUAAUGAAGCCCUUGAGGGCAAGCAUGGUGGCAGCCUGUCUUCAGCAGGUGUUUGGAACAGGAAAAAAACCACAAUUGAAAGGAAUGAUUAAUGGAUCCAUCCUUCGAAGUUUGCUUUGCGGCAAGAAGAUACUGGUAGUUGAUGACAACAGGGUGAACCGCAGGGUUGCUGCAGGUGCACUGAAGAAGUUUGGUGCUGAUAUCGAGUGUGCUGAGAGUGGUAAAGAUGCACUUGCAUUGCUUCAGAUUCCACACAGUUUUGAUGCAUGUUUCAUGGACAUUCAAAUGCCUGAAAUGGACGGUUUUGAGGCAACACGCCGUAUAAGGAUGUUGGAGAGCAAAGCAAAUACGCAGAUAAACAACGGUUAUGUCAUCAGUAAAUCUGCACAAACUACCGAAUGGCAUUUACCCAUUUUAGCCAUGACGGCUGAUGUUUUCCAUGCCACACAUGAAGAAUGCCUGAAAUGCGGAAUGGAUGGUUACGUUUCAAAACCAUUUGAAGAAGAGAACAUCUAUCAGGCUGUCGCUAAAUUCUUCAAACCUAAACCAGUAUCCAGUCCAUAGCUGAACAACUAUCCAUGUCUUUAAACAGAAGACUACCAGUAAUUUUUGGAAAUCAUUUGCUGAUGAUCAUAUUCGCGCAGAGUGUCGAACUGCAGGCACAGCUCUGGUAUUUGAUAAUUAACCGCUUUAGUUUAACUUGAUCAGCUUCUUGAGUACAUAUAAACCCUUAUUGUUAUAACAGAAUCCAUUGGUCUUUACUUGUCAAUUGUAUGUAAUGAUUACUGGAUGAAGUUUGCUUUUGGGGGAACAGGGUUUAAGAUGGUACAGACAGUAAGCUGAUAUAAUGUCCCUGCAUGGUUUAUCCACAUUGCUUUGUAAGAACAUCUCGUGAUAAUUUAAGAUUUAUACCCUGUGCCAUUUUAA
Molecule: messenger RNA, 3649 nt
Organism: Daucus carota subsp. sativus
Lineage: Eukaryota; Viridiplantae; Streptophyta; Magnoliopsida; Apiales; Apiaceae
Product: histidine kinase 4
Exons: 11
Coding region: 314-3286 (990 amino acids)
Biological process (GO): phosphorelay signal transduction system; phosphorylation
Molecular function (GO): phosphorelay sensor kinase activity
Source: RefSeq, a predicted model, not a curated record